Messenger RNA from Plutella xylostella (diamondback moth), 5931 nucleotides. Lineage: Eukaryota; Metazoa; Arthropoda; Insecta; Lepidoptera; Plutellidae. The record is from RefSeq and is a predicted model, not a curated record.
CAUUGUUCGAUCGAUUUAUCCAGCAGCUGUCAUUGUGACAGAUGCUGAUUUUGUUUUCGAUUUUCCGUGAAAAUAACUACGGAAAAACUAAAUUAAAAUGUCUGAAAUGGAAGUUACAGAGACUGAAAAUGAUUGCUCAAAUGAUCUGCUUCUUUUGGAUCGUGUUUUCUUAAGGCUGGGAAAUGCAGACUCUGACGACCAGCUCGAGAGCUGCCUUAACCGGUUCCUGCCACCUGUUAUCCUCAAACUAUCGUCUCCCCAUGAGCAGGUCCGCACCAAGGUGAUGGAGUUGCUGGUGCACGUGAACAAGCGCGUGAAGUGCCGCGCGGAUGUGCAGCUGCCCGUGCAGACACUGCUUUCACUGUACCGGGACCCUAAGGCCAACAGCUUCAUCAUUAAUUUCACAAUAAUUUACAUCACAAUGGGGUUCCCACGUCUGCCAAAGGACCAGCAGUUAGCUCUAGCUCCAUCGCUACUAGAAGCCAUUGAGAACAAACCACAAGGACAUCAAGAUGGAAUACUGAUGUUGGUGAUGCCACUACUAGGCUCAAUCAAAGAAACUGAUUUGAAUUUAAAAGAAAAACCAAAAGUAGCAAACCUAAUUUUGAAGUUUGCAAAUGAUAUUCUGCUGCUUCCAUACAGAGCUUUGCCAAAUUCCGGAGAGAGUGAAUUCCAAGUGCCGCCAGGCAUGAGCAUGAAGACAUACAAGAGGAUUGUCGACAAACAUGUCAUGAACGCCAACCAACUGGAAGAGAUGAAACUAUCCAUAGUGAACUUCAUAAGCAAGGACAUAUUCAACGGCAGCGACAUCCUGCUGCCGCUGAUCGUGGCCGCCGCCGACUCGCGCUUCAGCGUCGCCAACCACGCCAACAGCCCGCUCAUCAGAGUCACCAGUUCCGUAGACUGGUCGCUCCCAUCAGUGGUGGGGCCUCUCUACUCCCUGUAUCUCGGGACGUGGGGCGGCAUGAAAGUACUACCUGACGAUAAAAAGGUACCAGCGUGCACUAGACUCCGGUUGAAACUCAUCCAGUACCUCAACAAAGCGACAGGCCCCGCCGUCAUGUUCCCACAUUGCGUACAGGUUGUAUUCUCGUCGCUGUUCGAUCCCAACUCGAACUCGCGUCUCCGCAACCUGGCGCUAAUUAAUCUCCUCAACGUCAUUCAAAAUGGCGAUGAAACGCAGCUGAAGAAAGUGUCGACAGUGUUCCUGCAAGGACUGCUGAAGCUGAUCAGAUCGGAGGAGCACGCGGAGCAACAGGCGAAGGCGUACUUGUGCUUGGGAAGACUAGCCAUGAAGUACCCCGAGUGCGUGAACAACCAGUUCUCUCUCCUCGAGGAGCUGGUGAAGAAGAUCCCGGACGCCGUGCCCGAGAUGCGCACGGCGCUCCGGGACGCGCUGCUGGAAAUGGCCGUCGCCUACAGGAUCAACCCUGACGCUCCUACAGAGAAGCCCGAACCGAUGGACAUAUCUCCUUCAGAAGAGUCUGCCGGUUCGUCCGCUGACCGAGUCAGCAUGGACACAGACGAAGCUUCGGAGAGCAAGAAACAGAAGACCUCGGCUUUCGACGAGCCCCAGGCGCUGGCGCUCUUCGCUUUAUUGGAGCACUACAUGCACAGUGAAGAGUCAAUGAUCAGAUACAUAGCUAUGAGGUAUUCGGCCGCCGUGUUCCCUCAAGACUACAUUCCGUCGAGAUAUCUACUGCUUCUAGCAAGUGGUGACAGUCAAGACGACAUCUCAACAGAAGCUCGCAAGUGUCUAUACGGCACUUCCCGACCGAGCGAAAUUGAGGACGUCAUCAACAACGUCACCAAAGAAACAACCACCGUACACAUAGACGACGCAGAUUCUAAGAACAAAAAUAACACAGAGCCAGUGCAAGAAUUCAAAGUGCCAAAGUUCAAAAGCAUGGUGAAUUACAUCUGGGAACAAAUGCAGAAGAGGAAGAAAGGGUCGAAUGCUAAGCAUAGGUUCGUGAUUAGUAACCAAGUGUUGCAGUUUCACCCUAUCACAUACCAAGAGAUACUCCGGUACUUACGAAUGUGUCUAAACUACGAUGCGCAGCUAAAGGACUGCUCCAACCACCCCAACGCGACGUCGCCGCUGCUCUCCAAGUAUUUUUACGAGAAUCUACUGGACACGGAGGUUCUGGAGCAAUACCUCACUAUGAUUACUUCGUUGUUGAGCGCUAGUCCAGAUCUCAUGCCUCUAACCUCCUUCUUAGACAUUGUGGGAUGCGUGCCCGACAAAAUGGCGCCGAAAUACAAACAUUUGCUGCCGUUCUUAAAGAACCUCUACACCAAUAGCACUAAGGAGGAGAUUCGCGAAGCGGCCGCGUUAAUUUACGCCAUUAUAUCCGUUCAUACUUCAGAGAAACGGGCCAUAGAUAAUGAGAUCAAGGAGUUUGUGUCACAGAGUUUGAACAACAAGAGUUUGGAGGCGCAGUGUGGUUAUACGUCCGCGUUUGCGAAUAUUUGCGAGCGGUGUAUCAGUCUGUCGAAGAAUGGCAAGUUUGGUGGCAAAGGGUUUUCGCCUAAAACUUGGGAGCCGUAUCAAGAGGGGGCUGUCGUUUUAGCCAACUUCCUGGCAAGCCCUCAGCCUCUACUAGUGAAUGUGGGCUGUGAGAACAUCGCCUUACUAGCGCGAUGCAGCGGGCUCCCACUCACAGACAUCACACCGGAACAAACCGCCUUAACAGCCGAAGAAAACCCAUUCAACAUCGGCAAGCACUCAGAAACCAACCUCAAGACCACUACUACAGAAGUCACAAAGUUCACUGUGGCAGAGAGGUUGUUUGGUAUUGUGGGUAGUCCCAAGCUUCCUUCUAAGACUAAGGAGAAAGCGUUGUAUACGCUGGGCUUGAUGUGCUGUGGAGAGAGGUUGUCGUUUGCGGAAGCUAUUGUCAAAGGAUUUCUGCAGAUGGCUAAAGAUAGCAAAGAGUUUGAAAUCCAUCUUCAGAUUGGUGAGUCGCUAGUGCUGUGCGUUGAGGGUGUCAACUCAAAUGAAAACAGAGAUCUUUGGACUGAGCUGCCGAGAGAGGGCUCGGCAAAGGUCCGAGACGCUAUGGCGCUGGAGCAGAACGACAAGCUGCUGGACUGGCUGCUGCAGAAGCUGUUCGACAUCGCGAAACUGCCGCACCCGCAUUCUAGACAGGCGACCAGCAUCUGGCUGCUGGCGCUGCUGAAGAACUGCCCUGCGCGCGCGCCGCUCGCGAGCCGCCUGCAGCCGCUGCAGGACGUGUUCAUGGACUUGCUGUCCGAGAACAGCGAGGUAGUCCAAGACGUGGCGAGCAAGGGCCUCAGCCUCGUGUACCAGAACUCUGCAGAGAGCCAGAAAAGGGCGCUACUGGACCAGAUCAUAGAGCAGCUGACCAGCGGGAAGAGAUCCGUGGCGCAGGUCACCGACGACACCAAGAUCUUUGAGGAGGGACAGCUCGGGAAGGCUCCUACUGGCGGCAACUUAUCUACCUACAAGGAGCUAUGUUCACUCGCUUCGGACCUCAACCAGCCGGACCUUUUGUACAAGUUCAUGCACCUCGCGCACCACAACUCCGUCUGGAACUCCAAGAAAGGCGCAGCGUUCGGCUUCCAGUCGAUCGCGGUACAAGCGGGGUCGCAGUUAUCGGAACAGCUGCCUCGCAUCGUGCCGCGCCUGUACCGCUACCGGUUCGACCCGACGCCGCGCAUCCAGCACUCCAUGACCAGCAUCUGGCACGCGCUCGUCAGCAACACGCACGCCACUGUCCAGAAAUACCACAAAGAGAUCCUCGACGACCUCAUCACGAACCUCACCUCCCCGCAAUGGCGGGUCCGAUCAUCCUGCUGUGGCGCCGUGUCGGAGCUGCUCGGGGGGCUGCCCGGGCUGGCGGGCGUGUCCCCGCGGCUGCCCGAGCUGUGGGCGCGGCUGUUCCGCGUCAUGGACGACGUGCACGAGGCCACGCGGCACGCGGCCACCGCGGCCGCCAAUACACUGUCUAAGGUGUGCCUGAGGGCGACCGACGUGAGUCAGGGCAAGGACGGGCGCAUCGUCUUGUCCGCCAUAUUGCCUGUUCUGCUGGAGAAUGGCAUCACUAAUGUGGUGCGAGAAGUCAGGAAUAUCAGCCUCCAAACAGUCUCCAAACUAGUCACCACAGCGGGAGAGAGCCUCAAACCCUUCCUUCCGAACCUCAUCCCAGCUUUAGUAACCGCGGCCGGUGAACUGGAGUCCGCUAAGCUGUCCUACCUGAGUACUGCGCUGGGCAGCGACCAUGACACACGGGAAAUGUUGGACGAUAUGAGAGCUAAUGCUGCCAGGCAUCAUUACACUACUGAUACUGUUGUUAAGUGCAUGCCGUACAUCGACAUCCAAGUCAUGACAGAAACUCUUCCGAAAAUGUUAGAGCUAACAAAAUCACCCCAACUGGGCACCAAAGUGGCUUGCUGUCAUUUCUUCAUUCUGGUCACACACAACUUAAGACAAGAACUGGAGCCGAUAGCUGGCAAGAUCAUGUCCACUCUACUGAACGGAUCCUUCGAUAGAAAUGCGACGGUCCGGAAGAAUUAUACGGAAGCUCUGGGACAGAUUUCUGCGUAUGCUAAGAGUUCCUCAGUAGAAAAACUCAUGAAGAAACUUGUGAACAUAUACGAGACAAAAGACGAUAAUAUCUCAAAGUCGGUUGUGGCGCUGAUACUGAAGUCCGUCUCCAAAGCCAAAAUAGAGCUGAUCAAAGACAACGAAGAGAUCAUUGCGCCAAUGGUGUUCCUCGCCAUGCAUGCACCUAAAGAUGAUGAAUCCACAGCAACAGUGGAGAUGUUCUCGGAGCUGUGGACGGACAUCAGCCCGGGGCGCGAGGCGGGGCUGCGGCGGCACCUGCCCGCCGUCCGCGCGCGCGUGGAGGCCGCGCUCGCCUCCAGCAGCUGGACGCAGAAAGUGCAGGCGGCCAGUGCAAUUAAGACGAUAUGCCACGAUGCCGCCAGCGCAAUAAAGACGAUCUGCCGCGACGCGGGCGGGCUCGGCGCUCAGAGAGAGCAACUAGUGAGAGCCCUACUGGCAGCAGUCGCCGGCAAGACCUUCGACGGCAAGCAGCACGUGCUGCACGCGCUGGCCGACCUGUGCGAAGUGAAGGAGGGCGAAGAACCUUUAUCCCCGAGCUUAUCCGAAGACUGUCUGACCGCGCUACUCCAGGAGUCCCGCAAACAAGAGGUGGUGUACAAGCGACACGCGAUCACGGCGCUCGGGAACGCUCUAGCGGCGACUAAGGGCGACAAGUUCCAUCAGUUGUACGAUAUUGUGAAGGUUAUAUUGUCUAAGAACGAGCUCUUAACGGACAAAGACUCGGACUCGGACGAGGACAGCGCGGGCGCGCGGCGGCGACGCGAGCAGCUCACGCAGCUCAAGGAGGCCGCCUACGAGCUGCUGGGCAAGGCGUGGCCCGCCAAUCCGGACACGCAGGAAAAAUACCAAGAGAAGUUCUUCGAGCACUGCUCCUCUUCAUACCCGGGCAGUUCCCGCUCGACCCAGCUCUCCAUCCUCACGGCCAUGACGCGCGUGUUGGAGAGGCUGGCGGUGCUGAGUAGUGACCAGAUGGAGGUGGAUAGUAGCGGACGGGAGCAGGCCGUGGCCAGCGUCACUGCGCACGUCGCGGCUGUGGUGGACUUUACACUUAAAAACAGUAAUCAAGUGAGGCACAGGCGAGACGCACUGAAUAUAAUGGACAUCCUGAUCAAAAAACUGAAAGAACUGAAAUAUGAAGAUGAAGUCAACAAAUUGAAGGCAAUUUAUCAAACAUACGCGGCAGAUUUAUCAAAGGAUUCUUCACACGAAAUUAGGGCCAAGUUGGACGACAUAAAAGUACAGCUCAAAUGAAUUUACUUACAUAAAUGUAUACCUCAUAAGUAUUUCUUAUUUAUUACAUUGAAUAUAAAAUGUAUAAUUCAAUAAAAUGAGAAUUAAAA